Ceratosolen solmsi marchali is the source of this 612-nucleotide messenger RNA. RefSeq names its product ribosomal protein S14 (gene Rps14). NCBI's taxonomy places the organism in Eukaryota, Metazoa, Arthropoda, Insecta, Hymenoptera, Agaonidae. Gene Ontology annotation, molecular function: structural constituent of ribosome. Bases 102 to 557 code for a protein of 151 amino acids. The record is from RefSeq and is a predicted model, not a curated record. Gene Ontology annotation, cellular component: ribosome. The transcript is spliced from 4 exons. Gene Ontology annotation, biological process: translation.
GCAAAAUACACCGAUGUUUGAUGAUUGCGCUUCUAUUAUAGACUACGUCUUGGUAAUUCUUUCUAUUGUAUUCUUAGCCAACAUAUUUUGUGAAUUUUAAAAUGGCACCAAAAAGGGGUAAAAUUCAAAAAGAAGAAGUUCAAGUCUCUCUUGGACCACAAGUUCGUGAAGGAGAAAAUGUAUUUGGAGUAGCUCACAUUUUUGCCAGUUUCAAUGACACUUUUGUGCAUGUUACUGAUCUUUCUGGAAGAGAAACUAUUGCUCGUGUGACAGGAGGUAUGAAAGUAAAGGCUGACCGUGAUGAAGCUUCUCCAUAUGCUGCUAUGUUAGCAGCUCAGGAUGUAGCAGAAAAAUGCAAAUCCUUAGGAAUUACAGCUCUUCACAUUAAACUUAGAGCAACUGGUGGUAAUAAAACCAAGACACCAGGUCCAGGUGCACAAUCUGCACUUAGAGCACUUGCUCGAUCAAACAUGAAAAUUGGACGAAUUGAAGAUGUUACACCAAUUCCUUCUGAUUCAACACGUAGAAAGGGAGGUCGUCGUGGUCGCAGACUUUAAAAAUUUAUAUGUAUGGUUUAUUACAAAGUCAUAAUAAACUUUUUUUUAAAUUAAA